CCGCGAGACUGCGUCCCACAUGCGCGUUGCGAUCAAGGCAUUAGCCGUCCAACGUUCGACCGAGUGCGCGGAUGUCCUGUGCUCCGUGCGUCAACAUGCGCGAUUUUGUUGUCAAUUUUUUGGCCGUUUCACCGCUUAUGUAAUUGCCGCCGGAUUAAGGCAUCCUCCAUUGCACCCCGCCGUCGAACUGCAUGCACCUACCCCCGUCGAUCGCUUCGAACUACCCUUGGUUACGGUGACAGUAUGGUGACGCAGGAAACUACCCUGGAAAGUGCGAAUAUGAAUUGUGCGUCUAGGUGAGGUUGUUCGAGCCCGUUCUUGGGGUGCGUUGCGAUUCUUGGUGAUUUUUCUGUUUUUUUUUUUGUUGUUGUGAUUUUUGCCCCCGCCGUCGGACAUAGGAGGCGAACACGGAGGUUUCUGCUUCUUCGGAUCUGCCGCAGAUGGGAGUUUUUGAAGAGAGUGCUCCUCGCUCGCACGUGAUGCAUUGGCAGCACGAGCAGUACAUUGGCCCGGCGUACGACCCAUCACGCGACCUAUCGCCGAACCUACCCUCGUGUGACUCGUCAAUGGGUGACGACCCCAGCAUCUCCAGCGGCAGUUCUUGCAGCACGCCCUCCAACAACAACCACCAGUCGUGCGGGUCGGAGGUGUGCAGGCCGCCGCCGACCUCGGCCGGCGGCCACCAGCACCCCCCCAGGUCCGUCACCCCGGCCGAGCUAUGCCGCCCCCAUUCCUCCUUCGAGCACCACAUACCCAAGCUGGAGCCGAUACAGCCCCCGGGCACGCCGCCCACCCCCACCCCCAGUUACGCGGACGAGAACGUCGGCGGUGCCGUGUGCGCGGGUUGCAGACUGAGAAUAUCGGACAGGUUCUACCUGCAGGCGGUGGACAGGAGGUGGCACUCGUCGUGUUUGCAGUGUUGUCAGUGUAGGAACGCUCUGGACGGGGAGAUAACGUGUUUUUCUAGGGAUGGGAAUAUUUACUGUAAAAAGGACUAUUAUAGGCUGUUCGGCAUGAAGCGCUGCGCGAAAUGCCACACGACAAUCCUCUCAUCCGAGCUGGUGAUGCGGGCCAGAGAGCUGGUCUUCCACGUGCACUGCUUCUCCUGCGCGGUCUGCAAUCAGCCCCUAACGAAGGGCGACCACUUCGGCAUGCGCGAGGGGGCAGUGCUGUGCCGCCUCCACUUCGAGAUGCCCUCGGCCGAGCUUCCCCUGGCGUCCCCGGGCGCCAUGUAUCCCGGGGGUGGAAUGCCGCCCCACCACUACCCCGCGCAGUUCCCCUCGCCGGAUUUCCACCACGCCCCCCUGCCGCCGCAGCCGGGGGUUGACGGCGGUCCCCCCAUGGCCAAGGUGCCCUUCUUCAACGGGGCGCCGACGACGCCUAGGCAGAAGGGGAGGCCGAGGAAGAGGAAGCCGAAGGACCUGGAGGGGAUGACGGCGAGCUUAGAUCUAAACUCCGACUACCUGGACAUGUCUUUCGGAAGGUCCCCGGGUACUCCAGGCAUGCACGGUUCCAGCCAAAGAACGAAGAGGAUGAGAACGUCCUUCAAACACCACCAGCUGAGGACGAUGAAGUCCUACUUCGCCAUCAAUCACAAUCCAGACGCGAAGGAUCUGAAACAACUAUCACAAAAGACUGGUCUUCCUAAGAGGGUUCUUCAGGUAUGGUUUCAAAACGCCAGAGCGAAAUGGCGUCGUAUGAUGCUCAAGCAGGAGGGAAAAUCAGGCGACAAAUGUUCAGGUUCGGACAAUAUGAGUGAUAUGGAUCUCUAUCCACACGGUCCAUCCUCCAUGGGCAGCAGUAUCCAGAGCAUGGCACCCCACAGCCCACCCUUCAUCCUACCACCAGGCAGUCCCUCGUCUCUGGACUGUUCGUGAGGCAAGAAUUGUGCAGUUCGGUAUUUAUUGAUUGAAUUAUUGAGAAGUGGAGUUGGAAAAGUAGGCGUCAGAGAUGAAGUGAGGCUACUAUACUAGAGUCAAAAAAGUAUACGACUUUAAGCAUUCCAAACGAAGAAAAAUCCAAACAAUCAUUUGCUGUAACUCUGAUCGAAAAUCUGUGAAGCUCAUCUAGAACAAUUGGGUGCUUUAAACUGAUGUACUUCAGUGUUUACUUCAUUUCCAACCUUUAUGUUUCAUCCACUGAAAUAAUCAUGAAUUUUGUAAUUUGCAUAUCCUUUCAACUAAACAAGUAGAGUUAUCCUCGAACAUUGAAAUAUCCGU
Messenger RNA from Coccinella septempunctata (seven-spotted ladybird), 2219 nucleotides. RefSeq names its product LIM/homeobox protein Lhx9-like. Gene Ontology annotation, cellular component: nucleus. Gene Ontology annotation, molecular function: DNA-binding transcription factor activity, RNA polymerase II-specific; RNA polymerase II transcription regulatory region sequence-specific DNA binding. The transcript is spliced from 5 exons. Gene Ontology annotation, biological process: regulation of transcription by RNA polymerase II; neuron differentiation. The coding region runs from base 441 to 1877 and encodes 478 amino acids. The record is from RefSeq and is a predicted model, not a curated record. NCBI's taxonomy places the organism in Eukaryota, Metazoa, Arthropoda, Insecta, Coleoptera, Coccinellidae.